Messenger RNA from Toxorhynchites rutilus septentrionalis, 3208 nucleotides. RefSeq names its product ubiquitin carboxyl-terminal hydrolase 3-like. NCBI's taxonomy places the organism in Eukaryota, Metazoa, Arthropoda, Insecta, Diptera, Culicidae. The record is from RefSeq and is a predicted model, not a curated record. Gene Ontology annotation, molecular function: cysteine-type deubiquitinase activity; zinc ion binding. Gene Ontology annotation, cellular component: cytoplasm. Gene Ontology annotation, biological process: protein deubiquitination. The transcript is spliced from 7 exons. Bases 408 to 2240 code for a protein of 610 amino acids.
UUUUCUCAGCGAGUCGUAGUGUGCGUAUAGAACGCGCAUUGAGGUCCUCUAGGUCCGUAUCGCGUUUUUACUCUCGUUUACUUUCCUACCUCACUGUUUGGUAUUUUUUUUCCUACUUGAAAGCGAGACUAAACUGCAAAACCACAGCAGCGAGUCUAGUUCAGCGAACAGCCAUCGUGCAUCGGGUAGAAAUCGUCAAAGGAUUACGGUACAAGAUUGUGAAACUAAGCAACAGCAGCAGAUUGCUGCGAUACGGUGAUUUUCCAUAGGAGCUAGAAGAUUGGAUUUCCGAAAAAUUGUAAGAAGCAAAUCGACUACACAGAUCAAUCUGGAAUAGCAUUUGAAGCUUGUGGAGGGCUCUCGGGUUUGGAUGCUAUAGGAAAAUAUUCGAUCGUGGCGUGCAGAAAAUGGAUUGUCCCCAUAUAGGUGAUAAUGUGGUACUACGAAAGGACGCAGUUAAAAAUUUGAAGCAAACAUUGUGCGGAAGUCUUCAAUCGGUUUCUGCUGGUGUAUCAGGAGCUGGAACACCUCUAGCAAUUUCUCCAGCAGCGAUAUCGAAAUUAUGGAAAUGUGCAGAAUGCGCGGGCAAGGACAACUGGCUAUGUUUGCAGUGUGGGUCAGUGCGUUGCGGCCGAUACGAAAGUGGGCACGCGUUGAAACAUUCAUCCAAACAAAACCACAAUAUUUGUAUUAAUACAGUCAAUCAGACGGUUUACUGCUACAAAUGCGACGAGUACGUGGUAAACGACACUAUCGACAAUGUGAUCGAAGAAAUUCGACAGGAGUUGAAGGAUGGCGACGGAGAUACCGUGUCGGAGACGUCCUCCACGAUGGAGGAGAUCAGUUCGUCCAAAUCAACGCAGGAAACGGCCAGCAGUACAUCAUCCUCGAGUGAUUCAGGCUGGGAAGAACCACUGACAUCGUCGGUGACAUCUUCGAUAUCAUCAUCAACAUCAUCCUCAGGCGCUCGGAAAUUGCGGCCGCGCAAACGAACAAUUUCCAGUGACAGUAACAACGAAAAUGGGACGGCCACGGCCAAGCGAAAGUCAGUGCGACGUGUCGUUGGGCUGCGGAAUCUCGGCAACACAUGCUUCAUGAAUUCAGUAUUACAAUCGCUGAGCAACAUCCAGGAGUUUAGCUGCUAUUUCAAUGCAAUGCCCUCGCUGGACACGGGUAAGCACAAGCAGAAGGUGUAUCACUCGCGCAGCAUGAAGGAAAAUUUAGAUGAUGUGUUCGUGGUGGAAGAACUGAGAAAGGUUUUAUUAAAUCUUAGUCAAGGAGGCGAUGGCUCGAAAGGUGCCAUUUCACCGGAAUGCUUGUUCCUAGUAAUUUGGAAAGUGGUCCCCCAGUUCAGAGGUCAUCGACAGCACGAUGCACACGAGUUCUUGCGCUACAUGCUGGAUCGAUUACAUACCGAGCUGCAGCAAGUCUCGCUUCCGGUGGACAUUUCCAGUUCGUCCACGCAGAGGUCGGGAGAGACAAAAACUAAUCCCUACAACAUACCUGCGUUGAGUCACCUGCACACCAAAGGGCGGAACUCGAUCGUGACGAACGUCUUUGGGGGUGUUCUCCAGAGUGAGGUACGCUGUCUCAUUUGUGGUAUGGAAAGCAAAAAGCAUGACCCAUUCCUUGAUCUAUCGCUGGACAUUCCGGAAAAAUUUUACAACAAGGAACCACCCGAAGGUAGCGAGAAAGACAAAGACACAAAUGCACCGGUUUGUCACAUUUCCGAUUGUUUAUCUAGUUUUACGGAGGUGGAAGAACUUGCUGAAACGGAACUGUAUUAUUGUAACUCGUGCAAAUGUAAGCAGAAAUCCACAAAACGAUUCUGGAUUCGGAGAUUACCGAACGUGCUAUGCUUACACAUAAAACGUUUCCGAUGGAAUAAUUUCUACAGAACCAAAAUUGAUCUAAGGAUAUCGUUUCCCAUUAACGCGCUGGACAUGUCACAAUUCGUGCUGAAUAACGGACCGGAGACCAGACGAUCGAAUUCCAGCUGUAAUGUUUACGACCUGGCGGCAGUUAUUGUUCAUCACGGAAAUGGCUCCAGCUGUGGUCACUACACCUCGUUUGCGAUCAACAACGGUGUUUGGAUGCACUUCAACGAUCACACAGUGAAGGAGGUGAGCAGUGCGGCGGUGGCCGAGUGCAAACCGUACAUUCUGUUCUACAUCAAGCGAGAUCCGACCAACUCUAGCCGGCUAUUCUCUAGUGGUGGAUCCGCUGCGACCGCGUCCUGAGAUUAAGUUUUUCUUCUUUCAAGACUGAUUAUUCUAGUAUAGCAAGUGCAUGCUGCUGCAUACAAAACAAACACUGCACACAGCAGAAACCUGGUUCUUAAAUCUAUUAGUGAGUUCGAUAUUUGAGAGUAAAACCAACAGCAAACAGAUCUUGAACUGAGGGGAUCAGAUGAAAAAUUAGCGGAAAAUCAUAUGUACGAAGCUGCAACCCAUUGGAAAUACUUGAGCUUAUUCUGUCCUAAAUUGCCUUCUCGUUGAUGGAUCCCAAUACAAGUUUAAAUGUGAUAAUUUAAAGCAUUUUAGUACCCUACUUUCUUUUACCAAAACUGUAAUACUUACGUCGGACCAGUCCACCAUAAGUUCGGAUGAUGUCUUCACACCCGUACAUUUUUUCGCGAGGAAGGUAUUUGUCUGGUCCUGGCAUGUUCUUUAGCGUUAUACAUAUUUCAAGAGUUCAGAGAUUCUCAAAGAGGCCGCUGCGUUUUUGUGAUUUUUAAUUUUAGGCGUAGACUAUUUGUACUAGUUUAUUUGUAGGUAGUGUUUCCCACCCACACAGGUCUUUAAUUUUUUGCUGGCCGCAUGCAAUAUUUCGUUCAAGCCGAGUAUGAGAGGGGAGCGGAUGGUUCUACAAUCAUCCAAUCAGCAUUAUACAUUGAAAUGUUCCCGUAAGCGUAUCUCAUCUAGGGUGAUCUUAGCGAUUCAAUGCAAGAUGCUGGCGAAAAAAUUGCGUUUUAGCUUCAUUGUGUUUUUGGGCAACAAGAGCAGGAAGUAACAGUUCAUCUUAGAGAAAACAAAACUACUGGUAAUGCAGAAUAUCACUACACAAAUACAAAAAAAUAAAUAAAACAAAUAAAACCUAUACGAUGGUUGAGCAACAGAGUACGAAAGAUUUAAUUAUAUUAUAAUAAUUGAUAUAUUAAGAAGUAAUUUCUUUAGCUAUCGAUAUAAAAGAAUAUCAAGAUAUAGAA